Messenger RNA from Prunus mume (Japanese apricot), 1711 nucleotides. The record is from RefSeq and is a predicted model, not a curated record. Lineage: Eukaryota; Viridiplantae; Streptophyta; Magnoliopsida; Rosales; Rosaceae.
AUCCCCUUAAGCAAUACCCUUAUUUUUGACAGCACACAACUAAAUCCUUGGCUCUUGGGAAAGUAAGUUGUAGUCUCUCUCAUAUCAGCAAAAACAAUUUUCAUAUUUCAGAGGUUAGUGAACUUCCUUGAUCGUCCAUGGCCGAUAAAUCUAUGGACAAUAUUGAGUUGAAGGUCUUGGUGAACAACGUGAGCAACAAAGUGAUCUUCGUAGAGUCUGAUGGUGAUUUUAUUGAUGUUCUCUUCAGUUUCUUGACAAUCCCUAUGGGAACAGUUAUUAGGCUUUCCCAUCGUUCACAACCCUUGGGAAUUGGUUGCAUGGACAACAUAUAUGGAAGUGUGGAGAGUUUUGACUCACAGCUUUUCCGAACUGAAGAAUGUAGAGCCAUGCUGUUACGUCCCCGCAAUAGGACAGAAUAUCUCUUGGACAACCUCAAACUGAAAUUUGAUGAUUGCGAAGCCACGCGGUACUUUACGUGUUCUAAUCCACAUUGCAGAAUUUUUCGGAACAGUCUUGUUUUUAGUUAUUACCAAACGGUUCGUUGUCGUCGUUGUGAACGUCUAAUGGACACGGAGACCACCCUUCCAGUGUCUGGUGCUGAAGAUGGUGAGGUCUUUGUAAAAGGUCCAGCCAGAUUUAUAAUUAGUGAUGAUUUACAAGUGAUGCCCCCAUUUACUUCUACAAGCUCUUCUUUAGUUAAGAACCUAGGAUGCACGGGAUGGAAUAGUAUUGAGGAGUUGACAGUCAAUGUAGGAGUUGAUGAGGUUUUGAAGUUGCUUAUGUGCUCAUUAGUAUCAAAGAUGCCGUUGACUGAAACUCUGCUGAAGCAUGAACCCCUCCCAGAAUUGAGCAAUGAAAAUGUUGAUCAAGAAAUAUAUGUUGAAUCUCGAAUGUUAGGCGACGCCAUGAAUGAGGAAGAAGAAAAGAUUUCUAUUAAGCUCAUAGUUAGCAAAUCUAGGAAGAUGGUUUGUUAUGCAGAAGCAGGGGAGGAGUUUGUUAAUUUACUCUUCAGUUUCUUGACUCUUCCACUCGGGUUUAUUGUGAAACAGAUGCAGGAUAACUCUAUGAAAGGAUGCAUUGAUCAAUUGUACAAAAGUGUCCAGGAUCUUGAUGAGCAAUGCUUGAAGUCAAAUAACCAUAAGAAAAUGCUAGUGAGUCCCAAGCUUCUCCCUGGAUUUGGCUAUAAGAACCAUCCUUUGGGAAUAGAGGAAGCCUCGUAUCGGCUGGCUGUUGAUACCACCCUCAUCCACUCUAAUAAACAAGUGAAAUCAGUUGAAUUCAUAGACCCCAAAUCCCACCGUAACAAAGAUGAUGACGCUCUUGGAUUUUUGAAAGGACCGGCAAUGUUCAUGAUAACCGACAGUCUCAACAUAAGUCCGAUCUCUGCAAUUCUUGGCCUGUCAAUUUUAUGCGAAUUGAACGUACCUGUCACUGACAUUGAGGUACAAGUUGCUCAAGUGGGCAAGAAGGAGGCACUCCGUCUUUUGGUGGCUUCUUUUGUUUGUGACUCUGCUCUAACCAGUGUCUUCCUUAGGAAGCCAAAUCGAGGAUUUGGAUGCCUUAGUUUUCUAAUUUAAGAAGAGGAUGUAUUUUGUGUUGCAGAUGAAUUAAUUUUCUACUUUAUGUAUUGUUCUCUGCACUAUUGUAUGUUUUGUGUUAUACAACUUGAAACGCUUAUGAUUGUUGGAUUGCUGUGAGAUAUUGCUUUGUA